Messenger RNA from Saccostrea cuccullata (small rock oyster), 1971 nucleotides. Its product is annotated as tripartite motif-containing protein 2-like. Gene Ontology annotation, molecular function: ubiquitin protein ligase activity; zinc ion binding; protein binding. The transcript has 2 exons. Bases 48 to 1829 code for a protein of 593 amino acids. Lineage: Eukaryota; Metazoa; Mollusca; Bivalvia; Ostreida; Ostreidae. The record is from RefSeq and is a predicted model, not a curated record. Gene Ontology annotation, biological process: proteasome-mediated ubiquitin-dependent protein catabolic process; protein polyubiquitination.
GGGGGACUAAAAGACAGUAUGUAAUGAGUGCACGUGAGCUAUAGAUAAUGCAUUGUUGUUACCAACGCAUAUUGACCGAGACUAUAAAUAACAUACAGGUAGAUUACACAGUAAUCCGUACUAGUCCCAGUUUAAUCAUGAACUCCCGUACAAGUGCCCAGGAUGUAAUACGAUGUGACCUGUGUGAGACCGCUGUGGUACAGAUGCACUGUGAUACAUGUCUUGUCAAUCUGUGUAAGGCCUGUGUGGGAGAACAUGCGUCAACCGAUCCUUCAAAACCUCAUAAAAUUGUUGAUUUCAAGGACAGAAAAUUUACCACGAUCUAUCCUAAUUGCAGAUCUCAUAAUAAAGAGAAAUGUAAAAUGUACUGCAAACAAUGUAACAUUCCUGUUUGUAUCAACUGCCUCGAAUCUAAUCAACAUUUAAGUCAUGAAUUAUCUAAAUUCUUGCAAGCUUUGGAUGAAAAGAAGGACAUGAUUAUAAAAGAGAGAAAUGAAUUAAAUGAUACAAUUUAUCCAACCUACCAGGACAUUGCCUCUGAUGUACAAAAAAGAAUGCGUUAUUUGGAAAAGGAUUAUGGAGAUCUCGCAACAGCCAUAAAGAAACACGGAGAUGACUUGCACAGAGAAGUUGACAAACUUGUCGAGAAACUAAAAGCUGAGGUUGAUGAGAUGAAAAACAUGCAGUUACAAACUCUACAAAAACAUCUGGAUGAAAUUAACAAAAGCGUUUCUGAAAUCAAGAAUGAAAUCGAUUCAAUUGAUGUUGCCGUGGAUUCUAAUGACAUUUCCAAACUAUUCAGUUUUACAUCUGUUAUGAACAGACACAAAGAUCUUCCAGGAAAAAUUGUGCCCAAUUUACCAAAAUUUGCUUUUGGAAGAAUCCAAGGAGAAGAACUUGGUAAACUAUUUGGAUCCUUAUCAUCAAGUUCUUCAACAUUAUAUAAACAUGGCUACAGAAUGACGACAAGACAGAAAUCACCAGAAACGGGAUCCUCUCCUCCAAUCAAACAGCUACUUGAUGAACCAGAGAUUGCCACUACCAUAGAGACUGGGUAUGGAUAUCUUUACAAUGUGGCAUGUCUGAAUGAUGAAGAUAUCUGGACAAGUGGAGAAGACAGAACCAUGAAACUCUUCAGCAUCAAUCAGGGAUCACUACUCCAGUCAAUCACAACCAAGUCAGGGAACGCAAAAUCUAACAUAGCAGUGACAAAAGGAGGAGAUUUAGUUUAUACUGAUACCAACGACAGAACUGUGAAUAUUGUGAAAAAUGAGAAGAUAGAGGAGGUGAUCAGACUACAGGAAUGGAGACCUAAAGGUGUCUGUAGUACCUCCUCGGGUGACCUCCUGGUUAUCAUGGACAGUAAGGAUGACAAACAAACGAAAGUUGUUCGUUACUCUGGCUCCAUAGAAAAACAAACCAUUCAGUUUGAUGAUGAGGGUAAACCACUCUAUUCACCUAGUUAUCGUUACCUAAGAAAUGUUACAGAGAACAAAAACCUGAAUAUAUGUGUAGCUGACGAUGGAACUGGAGCAGUAGUUGUGGUCAAUCAGGCCGGGAAACCGAGAUUCAGGUACACUGGACAUAUUUCUGCUCUAGAGAACAAACCAUUCUAUCCACGAGGAAUCACCACAGACAGUCAGAGUCGCAUCCUUAUAGCUGAUAUGAACAAUGACUGUGUCCACAUCAUAGACCAGGAUGGACAGUUUCUCCGUUACAUAGACUGUGGACUGACUGAACCCUGGGGACUGUGUACAGAUACAAAUGACAAUCUAUUUGUUGCUCAAUGGGAAAAUAAACAAGUGAAGAAAAUCAAAUAUCUGACGUGAGACCAUAAAGAAAUCACAGAAAAAUACAUCAAUAAGUCAGACAUGCCACACAGCUGCACUGUAUACACUUAAUUUAAGCAAUUAAAAUUUUUUAAAAAUCUAUUUGCUACAUGAAUAUUAUGCAUGUAAUAAUAUGCUAAUU